Miscanthus lutarioriparius is the source of this 420-nucleotide messenger RNA. NCBI's taxonomy places the organism in Eukaryota, Viridiplantae, Streptophyta, Magnoliopsida, Poales, Poaceae. The record is from the annotation of a GenBank genome assembly.
AUGUUCACGAAUGCGCAGCGCCAGGUCGAGCGCACCGGCCGUUCCGGAACUCCGCGAGACCAAUACCUUCAGGAUCUCGUGACCCAGUUCCAGAACGCCAUGGAUGAAGAGCCAAAUGAAAGGCUUGUCGAGUUCGGCAUUGGUGGAAUAUGCAACUCCUGUGUUGAUCCUGCAAAUGCUUCAAUCAUUACUCAGUGUGGCGGAAUCCCAUUGGUUAUACAAUGCUUAUCGAGCCCAGUGCGGAAUACUGUGACUUAUGCACUUGGGGCUUUGUAUUAUCUUUGCAACCCUUUGACAAAGAAGGAGAUAUUGAAACCAGACGUAGUUAGGACUAUAAGAGAGAGUGCUUCAGCUGGAGCUGUCAACACCAGCUUCAGCAAUCUGGCGAAUGCUUUCCUGGAGAAACAUGUUGAUCCAUGA